GAAGGCAAAUGUCGCAAGGUGUCGCUGUCAUUCCUAGCAAACAAACAACCAGACCACCGCAGUAUUAUACCCCGCUCCGGCUUCACUCAAGUCACGAUGUUGAAGAGAGAGGCCAGUAUGUUCGCAGCGCAGGGAGUGGAUGUCGAUGCCCCGCGCGCCAAGCGACACAAACCGGCCAGUGCGACAGUGGCCACCAGUGCAAGUCCUCCAAGGAAAGGCAAGGGACACCAACAGAGUCAAGAUGCGACUGCAGUGGAUGGCGAGGGUGUGAAGAAAGAAGAGGGUGAAAGCGAGGAUAGGGACGCGGUGAAAGAGAAGGGAAUGAGGUUGUGGCAAACCGUGAAGGACGCGGUGAACAAGGAAAACCGCGUACUUUCAAACGACUUUCUGCGACUUCCGUCUAAACGACAGUAUCCGGAUUAUUACCAGCAGAUCAAGGCUCCUAUAUCCCUCGACGAGAUUAAGCAGAAACUCGAAACCAAGGCCUAUAGUUCCUUCGAUGAGGUCAAACAGGACCUCGAACGAUGCUUUCGCAAUGCGAAACGAUACAACAUGAAGGAUUCGCAGAUCUGGAAGGACGCAAAGCAAUUACAUAAACUCGUGCUCAAAGAGGCUGCUAGUCUCUCUGGCAUAGAACCGCCUGCCGCCGACGCAGAGGAUGCAGAAGACCAACCCACUGAUCAACCCGGUGCAUCGUCGGACGUCGAGGAAAUCGGCGACAAGAAGAAGAAACAUCCCAAUAUGAAUCGACUUUUGAAGACUCGUUUGGAGAAGCUCGUCAAUUUUACUGACAAACAGGGUCGAUCGCGGUCAACAGAAUUCAUGGAGUUGCCGAAUAAGAAGAAAUGGCCGAUAUAUUACAAGACUAUCAAGAAACCGCAGUGUCUGGAGAAUAUCUUCAAAAAGUUGAAGCGGAAGGAAUACCCCACCGCUGUCGACUUCGCGAAUGAUGUUGAACUCGUGUUCUCCAAUGCACUCGAGUUCAACCAAGAGCAUAGUGAAGUAUGGGAGGAUGCUCUUGCAUUACGAGAUUACUUUCGCCAACUAAUGUCGGACCUCCCGCAACCAUUUACCAUCCCAGCUUAUGCCUCACCCGACCACUCAACCAAGAUCAAGCUCAAGAUGCAUCCCGCCUCCCAACCCGCCGCAGGUCCGUCCGCGAUUCCGAUAGCAAACACCACCACACCAGGCACCCUCCUCCUGCGCGUUCCAGGACAAAGCUCAACAUCUGCUACACCUACACCAAAGGUGUUGACGAAAGCUGCACCGUCACCGAAACCUGCAACCCCCGCCCUUCCGGCACACACACCUCCGGCUAUUGCUGGCGCUCCAUCCAUUGGAGGACUCCAACCGGCGAAGUUUGUUCAACCUAGUUAUUAUCCUGGCUAUCAAAAACAGCCUACUCUUUCUGUGAUGGCUACUUCAUUACCGAACACGAACAACAUCCACCGCUAUGUCAAACCAGCGGUUCAACCUCAGGCAACCAGCUUGAAACCGCUUCAUCUUCAGACCCAAAUUUCCCUGGCACCUGCACCUGCACCUACCCCGGCACCUCCGCCCGCUAUUGCACCGGCUGUGCAUCUUGCUACCGUCACAUCCGUUCGAACUCCAACACCGACCGUAACUGGUAACCAACGACCUCUGCGCUCUGUCUCAUUGCAAUUCAAACCGUCAAGUCGGCGGAUAGAACUGAGUCACAAAGAUCGUGUACGGAUAUGGGCUCUCAGACUCGCUCAUGGUGAUACGAGUGUUUACAUCAGUGACGUCAAAUUCCUGAUGGAUCAGGAAGAAGAGGAAGAAGGUAGUGAGGAUGAGGAACAGCGUAAAGACCACGAUGUAGAGAUGGUAGUUGAGGAAGAAGAGGAAGAGGAAGAAGAGGAACCUGAGAAGCCUGUGAAGCGUGCAAGGGGACGUCCGAGGAAGAAGAAGCGUGGUAAGGGUGUUGAAGAUGUGAAGGGGAAGGGUAAAGUCGUACCUACCUCGAAGGGCCAUGAGGAACUGCAGGUGAAGUUGAAUGGUGUUGUAGUGAAGGGAAGGGUUGGGUCGGGGAGGAAGUCUGCUUGGACUGUGGAUUUGCAUGCUGGUACUAACCUGGUAGAGGUGGGUGAGAAAGGUAGUGCGAUGUGGAAGGUGUAUCUUGAGAGACCGCUGUCUGCGUAAGGAUCCGCUAUUACGUCCUCCAUCGUUACUCGCCCAAUGUAUUAUUGCUUUCGGUUGUCUCGCUUUCUAGUAUAUUAUGGCAUAGUCUGCUUUCCCCUUGGGAUUACACAAUUGCCACGUCGCUGUUUGUACAUUGAUGUAUUAUGUAUUGCAUAUCCAAAUGCUUGCAAACU
Molecule: messenger RNA, 2333 nt
Organism: Somion occarium
Lineage: Eukaryota; Fungi; Basidiomycota; Agaricomycetes; Polyporales; Cerrenaceae
Source: the annotation of a GenBank genome assembly